Lathyrus oleraceus (garden pea) is the source of this 1434-nucleotide messenger RNA. Its product is annotated as protein FAR1-RELATED SEQUENCE 6-like. Bases 1 to 1434 code for a protein of 477 amino acids. The transcript has 4 exons. Lineage: Eukaryota; Viridiplantae; Streptophyta; Magnoliopsida; Fabales; Fabaceae. The record is from RefSeq and is a predicted model, not a curated record.
AUGGAUGCCUCUAGACUGGGAUUUGGUGUGGUAAUCAGAAGGUUAGAUAUUGAUUCAGAUAGAAGAUGUGUAUUUGUGACAAUGAUAUGCGAAAGAAGUGAGAAAUAUAUACCUCUUCUCCGGAAUUUUAAACGAAAUGUCAUCGGUUCAAGAAAAUGUGGGUGUCCCGUUAAGUUGUGUGGUUAUAUGUUGGCAAACAAGAAAUGGAGAUUUAAUGUCAUAUAUGGUUUACAUAACCAUGACUUGUGCGAAAAGUUAGUCGGUCAUCCAAUUGUGUGUCGCCUCAUGCCGGAAGAGAAGGAAUAUGUUGCGGAUAUGACAUUGAAUUUGGUUCAACCAAAAAAUAUAUUUGCAACUUUGAAACGUAAAAGAGCAGAAAAUAUCUCAAAUAUCAAACAAGUGUACAUUACUCGGUACCAAACUAACAAGGCGUUAGGGGAGGAUAAAGCUGAAAUGCACCAACUCUUAAAACUGAUGGAUGAUAACAGUUAUGUGUCUAGGUACCGAACGUGCGAGGAUGGAGUAACUGUUAGAGAUAUGUUUUGGACUUAUCAUGAUUCCAUAAAGUUGUUCAACACGUUUCCUACUAUGCUCAUAAUUGAUUCAACAUACAAGACAAAAAAUUACAGACUUCCAUUAUUGGAGAUAGUUGGUUUUAUCUCUACUGAGAAGACCUAUUAUGUCGGGUUUUCAUUUCUAGAGAGCGAAAAAGACGAGAAUGUUACUUGGUCCUUACAGGUGUGUCAGGCAAUGUUGAAGGACCAAGAAGAGAUGCCUGAAGUGGUUGUUACUUACCGUGAUACCGUCUUGAUGAAUUCGGUUGCAAAGAUAUUUCCUACUUCUUAUGCAUUACUUUGGACGAAACAGAUAAAGUCUAAAGAUGGAAAAAUUGUGAAGACGGGUGUGAUUGUGGAAAAUGUAAUGGAUGCAUGGAAUGGCAUAGUAAAUUCUUCCAUUAAAGAUUUAUAUGUUGAUUAUGUUAUGCAUUUCAAGAAAGUGUGUGAAAAAUAUCAUGAUUUGUUGAAAUAUGUUGAAAGCACAAUUCUUGACCAGGUGAGGGAGAAAAUUGUUUGUGCUUUGACUGAUCAGUUGGUCGGCAACAUAUCUCGAGUGGGUUUGAAUUAUAUUUUUCGCGAAGCUAAACGAGCUGAUAAUAUAGGUUCCGAUAGCGCAAAGUAUCUGAAAUAUGAAGUCAACUAUCUUCUACCUUACAGAGACAAUAAAAAAAUUGUCAAGUUCAAGUACCGUUCACCGUCAAUUGACAAUGAAUGGAAGAUUGAGUUUAACAACUUUGAGCUCAAGACGGGUGCAGAUGUAAGAGUUAUUUGGAAUAUAUGUUUUUCAAUUUCAAACAAAAGUUCCGCUCGGGUUGGAAGCGACGAUUUUAAGAUCGGUCAAAAAUAUUGUAAAGAUGUGAAGCGUCCAACUAGAUAG